This is a messenger RNA of Camelus dromedarius (Arabian camel), 3327 nucleotides long. RefSeq names its product fatty acid desaturase 2 (gene FADS2). Gene Ontology annotation, cellular component: membrane. The transcript has 12 exons. The record is from RefSeq and is a predicted model, not a curated record. Lineage: Eukaryota; Metazoa; Chordata; Mammalia; Artiodactyla; Camelidae. Gene Ontology annotation, molecular function: oxidoreductase activity, acting on paired donors, with oxidation of a pair of donors resulting in the reduction of molecular oxygen to two molecules of water. Gene Ontology annotation, biological process: lipid metabolic process. The coding region runs from base 307 to 1641 and encodes 444 amino acids.
CAGAGCCCUGGGCGGGGGGAGCCAGAGGGUCGGUUGGAGGAGGCUUCUAUUCCCUGAGCUACCUGGGAGUUUUUAGUAGAGGCAAAAGUCCACUAGGGGCUGGUGGGCGGAGGGAGGGGAGGAGGGAGGGGACCGCUUAGGGGCACUGGGAGACCUGGGGGUAGGCAGGGAUACUCCUGGGCGAAGGAGAGGAGGCUGGGGGAGGGGGCGCGGUGGGAGGAGGAGUAGGAGAAGACAAAAGCCGAAAGCGAGGAGGGCCCUGGGCGCACCCAAUGCUGUGAACUGGACAACUAGUAGACAAGCAGCAUGGGGAAGGGGGGGAACCAGGGCGAAGGGGCUACCGAGCGCGAGGCGCCGAUGCCUACCUUCAGCUGGGAGGAGAUUCAGAAGCACAACCUGCGAACGGACAGGUGGCUCGUCAUCGACCGCAAAGUCUACAACAUCACCAAAUGGUCCAGACGGCAUCCGGGGGGCUUUCGGGUCAUCGGGCACUACGCAGGGGAAGAUGCUACGGAUGCCUUCUUCGCCUUCCACCGCAACCUUGAUUUCGUGCGCAAGUUCAUGAAGCCCUUGCUGAUCGGUGAGCUGGCCCCGGAGGAGCCCAGCCAGGACCACAGCAAGAACUCGCAGAUCACUGAGGACUUCCGGGCCCUGAGGAAGACUGCUGAGCAGAUGAACCUGUUCAAGGCCAACCACCUGUUCUUCCUCCUCCUCCUGGCCCACAUCUUCGUCAUGGAGACCAUUGCGUGGUUCACCGUCUUCUACUUUGGCAAUGGCUGGAUUCCAACGAUCAUUACGGCCAUUAUUCUUGCUGCCUCUCAGGCCCAAGCUGGAUGGCUGCAACACGAUUUUGGCCACCUCUCUGUUUACAAGAAGUCCACGUGGAACCACAUCGUCCACAAGUUCACCAUAGGCCACUUAAAGGGUGCCUCUGGCAACUGGUGGAACCAUCGCCACUUCCAGCAUCAUGCCAAGCCCAACAUCUUCCAGAAGGAUCCAGAUGUGAACAUGCUGCAUUUGUUUGUCCUGGGAGAACGGCAGCCCGUUGAGUACGGCCAGAAGAAGCUGAAAUACCUGCCUUACAACCACCAGCACGAGUACUUCUACCUGAUUGGGCCGCCCCUGCUCAUCCCCAUAUACUUCCAGUACCAGAUCAUCAUGACCAUGAUUGUUCACAAAGACUGGGUGGACUUGGCCUGGGCCGUCAGCUACUAUGCCCGUUUCUUCAUCACUUACAUCCCUUUCUAUGGUUUCCUGGGAUCCAUCCUUUUCCUCAACUUCAUCAGGUUCUUGGAGAGCCACUGGUUUGUAUGGGUCACGCAGAUGAGCCACAUCCCCAUGGAUAUUGACAACGAGGCCUAUCGUGACUGGUUCAGCAGCCAGCUGUCGGCCACCUGCAACGUGGAGCAGUCCUUCUUCAACGACUGGUUCAGCGGGCACCUCAACUUCCAGAUCGAGCACCACCUCUUCCCCACUAUGCCCCGGCACAACUUGCACAAGGUCGCCCCGCUGGUGAGGUCCUUGUGCGCCAAACACGGCAUCGAGUACCAGGAGAAGCCGCUGCUGCAGGCCCUGCAGGACAUCACUGGGUCCCUGAAGAAGUCUGGGCAGCUGUGGCUGGACGCCUAUCUCCACAAAUGAAGCUGCAGCCCUCAGGGCACCCAUGGGGAAGGGGGAGCUGGUAGGGGUGAUGGUCAAAGGGAAGUAUGGGAUUUUAUUCUGAGGGGUAUGGUGAAGCUGUGGGAUAUGCUGGCUUGCAGACUCUGAUUUUGGUCUUUCCUGUUUUGCUGUCUGGUUUCACUGCCUUCACCCUUCCUCAUGGGGCCUGUGCUGUCAGCCCGGCUCUCCCCAGCCAGGAGCGGAGAGCCAGGUGGCUCCAACCCGGCCUUCACCCUUGGCCCCUAAACAUCUGCCAGACCAGAGGUGCACCAGGGCUGCCUGUGACCCCCCCUUGCGGCCUGGCCUCCAGGCUUCACCCCCACCCUCUUUUCUCCCUCAGAUGCUCCUGAGGUCCAAGGGGCUGGGUCCUAGCCAGUAGGAUGGCUCCCUGGCCCUGCAGGCCCGGCUCUGCCCUCUGCCAGCUGCCCACCGCUUGCCCUUACAUGGGGCGGCGCACUUUGCGCCUGAGGGCUUCUUCCCACUGCCGAGAUCAGUACUCGGGGCAUCCCUGCAGGCCCUGCUUUUUCUUCAGAUGUUGGGGCCCUAGCCCUGACUCCAGGCUCCCUUUGCCUGCAGCACAGCCAGCUCAGGCCUCAGGGACCAGGGAAAUGUCCUCCUGGGCCCACUGGAGCCGUCUGACCCAGGACUCCAGGACAGUUCCAUCCCAUCUCCAGAGCCUGUGACCUUGGGUCCCAGGGAGCAGGGCCACAGAUGGGCUCAGGAGAAGCAGCGGCCAGGUUGUAGGCUCAGCCCUGUUCCCUAUCCCUGUUCAGAUGUGUGUCCUGGUUGGGAGGCCUAAGAUUCCGAAGCAAUCAGACCUUUCCCCCCAAAUGUUCCGCUACCUGCCAGGCAGUGCCAGCCAGAACCUGGUCAUUUGGGCCCUAUAGGCCGCAAGAGGGCGCUGGAGUGGGGGGUGCUCAUCACAGCCCCUCCUCGGGUUGGGGCUACCAGCGGACGUGCUCUUUCGUGGUCUUCCACGUGCUUGUGUCUUUUCCUGGUUUUUCUAAGCUUUUGCUACAGGUACAUUCUGAUGGGGGCAGUGGGACUGGGCCCUGUGACAAUCUGCCUUUGACUACCUGCCCUCAAAGCCUCCCCAGGCCCUGCAGUGGGCUGAGCUGGGCUCACUCACUGGGGCCAUGGUGGCCCUGACUGUCAGGAGGGCCACGGGGCACAGAGGGAAGGAGUCCUAGAGAAGGUGACCCUGAGGAUCCAGGGGCUUGGGAGGGGACCUAAUGAGGACCAAGUGGGACAAGGAGGGGUCAGGGCUGGAGGCCAGGCAGCUGAGGGGACAGGAAAGUGAGAGGGGAGGGUGCGGAGCCUGGCGCCACUGGGAGGACCCAGCGCUGCUGCAUUUGGAAAUUAACCCACUAACCAGUAUGUAGUCUCGGGGGCGGGAUAGGACAGGAACCAGUUCGGAGUGGGGGCUUUCAGGGGAGGGUGUCUGUUCCCCCAGCUCCGGCCAGCUAGGAGGUACCAGCCCUCCUGUGACAGACCUUCGAGUUGCUGUUGCAACAUGGACGCGCCUGAGGCCCUCCGGCUGAGAACUGGCUGGCCCAAAGGGCCACUGUCCCUCCCCAGAGGCGGAAUGGAUCCAUAGGGAACUGAUCUUAAUUUUUAUCAUGUUGCUUCCCCCACCUACAUUUUUGGAAAUAAAAGAAGUUAAUUUUA